Juglans regia (Persian walnut) is the source of this 1165-nucleotide messenger RNA. RefSeq names its product expansin-A4-like. NCBI's taxonomy places the organism in Eukaryota, Viridiplantae, Streptophyta, Magnoliopsida, Fagales, Juglandaceae. The record is from RefSeq and is a predicted model, not a curated record. Gene Ontology annotation, biological process: plant-type cell wall organization. Gene Ontology annotation, cellular component: extracellular region. The coding region runs from base 109 to 885 and encodes 258 amino acids. The transcript has 3 exons.
CCCCACGUUCUACCUGAUUUCCAUUCGUCCCUCCCCCAUCAUCCUUGCCCAAUCAUCUCUCCUUUCUUCACAGACACACACACACUCUUUCGCACUAGUAAACACACCAUGGCUGCAGUGUGUGUUCUCCGCAUUGCGUCCCUUCUCUUGCUUUUUGCAGCUGCUAAAGCUAGAAUCCCAGGGCCUUUCACCGGAGGGCCGUGGGAGAGUGCCCACGCUACUUUCUACGGUGGCAGCGACGCCUCUGGAACUAUGGGUGGUGCAUGUGGAUAUGGCAAUCUCUACAGCCAAGGCUACGGAGUGAACACAGCCGCACUGAGCACAGCACUUUUUAAUAAUGGGCUGAGCUGUGGUGCUUGCUUCGAGAUCAAGUGCGCCGACGACCCCAGGUGGUGUAACCCUGGGAGUCCCUCCAUUUUCAUAACCGCCACCAACUUCUGCCCCCCGAACUACGCUCUUCCCAGCGACAAUGGCGGCUGGUGCAACCCUCCCAGGCCCCACUUCGACCUCGCCAUGCCCAUGUUCCUUAAGAUCGCCGAGUACCGCGCUGGAAUCGUACCGGUCGCUUACCGCCGGGUUCCAUGCAGAAAGCAAGGUGGCAUCAGAUUCACGAUCAACGGCUUCCGUUUCUUUAAUCUGGUUUUGGUUACCAAUGUUGCGGGUGCAGGAGACAUCGUGCGGGUGAGCAUUAAAGGAUCAAACACUGGGUGGAUGAGCAUGAGCCGCAACUGGGGUCAGAAUUGGCAGUCCAACGCCGUUCUCGUUGGCCAGUCUCUUUCCUUCAGGGUCACGGGCGGUGAUCGCCGCACAUCCACCUCAUGGAACGUGGCACCCUCUCAUUGGCAGUUCGGGCAGACUUUCACUGGAAAGAAUUUUCGUGUCUGAACUCUGAUCGAUCACGGGUCUCUCUCUCUCUUUUUUUUUUUUCCUUUUGGUACCCCUUAUUUUAGCUUGCUUUUCCAGCUUCAAUUUUCUUUUAUUUUCUCGAGAAAAUUUGAAGUAUGGGAUGAGGGUACUUUAAAGUUGUCUGUAUUAUGUAAUAGUGGGCGCUGGUUAAAGUAAAAGUGUAGGGGGCCGAAGUGGCUGCAGUUGUACCAUGAAAGCAUGUAGCCCGCAGCUCUAUAUAUGUAAGUUACUGCAAUAUAAUAUAUUUAAAGUUUUAGUU